This is a messenger RNA of Brenthis ino (lesser marbled fritillary), 1383 nucleotides long. NCBI's taxonomy places the organism in Eukaryota, Metazoa, Arthropoda, Insecta, Lepidoptera, Nymphalidae. The record is from the annotation of a GenBank genome assembly.
AUGCAAGUCUAUCUCGAUUCCGUAUCAGAAGUUGAGCAUGACAACGGUGUAGGUGCAAAUAUCGACUUGAUGUCCUCAAAAAUAAUGGAAACACGUUAUUACGAAGGAUGUGGACGCGAAGGUCCUAUCCGUUGCAUAUUUCUGGGGGAGUUUCACCCUGUCGCAGGACCCAAAAUAUCGUGUCAAUUUCCAGAGGACUAUGUUUCUAAAGAGCUGUUUGAUUCAAUAAGUGCUUACAUCAUUCCAAAACCUCAAAUACAGAAAUGUACAAUGACAAUAAAUGCACUGGGCCACAAAAUAAUUGGCUACCCCAUCAGGAUAGAUAAUUCCAGAUAUGAACGGAAUAUGUAUUUGUUCAACUUAUGUUUUGUCUGUGAUAGCUGGUCUAAAACUGUACAAUAUGAACCAGUUGUUAAAAAACUUGGUGAACAUUUGACAAUCAUGGAAGAGGAAACUCGCUUCGUGUCAAGUGGGUCAACGAAGCUGCCAACACUUCUCGCCCAUCUAUUGCAUGAUCUGAACACAUAUAGAAAAGCGACAUUAGUUGAGGGCGACACAGUGAUGCAUUUGAAAGUUCUAGAAGUCCGUAAAGACCCGGCCCCAGUGCACGACUUCGAUGUACCAGUGCUAGUUGCCUCAGUAGGGUUGCCCCGGCCUGGGAGGCCACCCCGGACAGUCCCACCAGAGGGCACAGAACAAAUACAAAGUCAAGAACACCUGGAUAUUGAGGAUGAAGAACCUUUCGAGGUCGAUAUGGAUGCAGAUUGGGAUCUGACUACACGACAGCUUCUCCCACACAUAAAUGGAUACAACCACGUUUCCAAAAUAGCAUCCGACACAAAUGUAGAGAAGACCCUCGUGAAGUCCUGCAUACAAAACUUAGUCUAUUAUGGAGUGGUGACAUUAAUACCAGUAUUGAAAUUCAGCAACAUGUAUCGCGCCACGCCAAAUCUUAGCAGACUGUUCAGUGAUCAUGAGAUGCAGAAAUCCUGCCUCGCAUUCAUAAAUAAUGGUUGUGAAGAUAAAGAAAAGCCGGUCCUGUCAGAUGUUCUAGGCGUGCUGUGCUCCCUGCAACAAGGUACGACGUUGCGCGCUGUGUGCGAGCGGUACUUCCCAUCUCCCGGAGUGCCCUUUGACGUGCGACGGCUGGUCGUCUUCGCACAAAUACAUGGCCUUAUUAAAUGUUUGAAAAGAUAUCCAGUAUAUAUCCGUAACCCAGUCAGGCCCAACGGUUUUAGCCCACGCGUGGACUCGAUGCUCGGCAUUCGUCGACUCUUCACAGGUAGAAAUAGUACUGACGAAAUAUGUUGUUUGGCCCGAGUAGACCUUACUACCCUCGAUCAGAUCAUCGAUGAUGACCCGAAUGUUGCCAUUAUAUGGCGA